UCAUUCGGCUCGGGCGGCUGGAUUUAGGUUAGGUUAGGUGACGCGUAUCGAUCGACCUGUAGCGUUUGACAGGUGGGAUUCCUUGUCACAGUGUUGAUAAGGGCUGUCGGAAAUACUGAAAAAUGGAGAAACGCGCAUUUACGUGUUUCUUCGCUCUGGCGAUUUUCUUUAAGUUCACGUGUUGCUACGACACGAAGAAAUACUCGUUGAUCAUGCCAAAUGUCAGACCGAACACGCCCGAAUUAUAUUUAUGCACUCCGAUUAGGGUAGACUCUACAAGAAAUUAUUAUAUUGUUGGUUUCGAGCCAAAUGCAACAAUGGCAACAGCUCACCAUAUGCUUGUCUUUGGUUGCACACAACCAGGUAGUUCAAAGGCAGUUUGGGAUUGCGGAGAAAUGGCGAAUACUAACAGCAAGGUAGAUACUGCACCUCCAUGUGCAGACGGAGCUCAGGUGAUUUAUGCUUGGGCAAGGGAUGCUCCUCAAUUCGAUCUACCAGAAGGUGUUGGUUUUAAAGUAGGCGGCGAUUCUCCCAUCCAAUAUAUCGUAUUGCAAGUGCAUUACGCACAUAUUGACGACUUUAAGGAUGGCAGAACAGAUGACUCAGGUGUAUUUCUGCAUUAUACUACGCACAAGAUGGACAAAUUGGCCGGAGUUAUUGUAUUAGCAACAGGCGGUGUCAUACCGGCUAGGAAAAUGACACAUAUGGAAACGGCUUGUCCCAUACUAGAAAAUAAGACUAUUCAUCCGUUUGCAUUUAGAACGCAUACUCAUUCGCUCGGAAAAGUCGUGUCCGGAUACGUAGUGAAACCGAAUAACGAUUGGAUUGAACUUGGUAAGAGAGAUCCACUAAAACCUCAGAUGUUUAAUCCGGUCACCCACAAAGUUCCAAUCACGUAUGGUGAUACGUUAGCUGCCCGUUGUACAAUGAAAAAUACACGCGACAGGAUUACGUACAUAGGCAAAACAAAUCAAGAUGAAAUGUGUAACUUUUAUCUUAUGUAUUACGUCGACGAAGGCUCUCCGCUUGAACGGAAAUCUUGCUUUACCCCUGGGCCUCCUUUGUAUUAUUGGAAACAAGAGUUAAGUAAUAUCCCUGACAGAGAGGCAUCUACUUUAUAAGAUAUCAAUGAGUGUCAUUUGGUACAAAGAGAUAGAUCGAUUUUGUUUUAUCAAGAGAAUUAGAUAAAAUCCAAAUGUUUCUGCAGAGUAUUUAAACGCAUUUGAAUCCAACUCGUCAAUGAUAGAGUCGAUAUUUGGGGACCAUACUGUCCUAAUAUAAUUUAUGACAGAUCUUUUAAUAAUUUAUUAUUCCUGAUGCAGCUUUUUUACCAAUUCAGUUUAUUCUAUCACCAUUCCUUGUGUUUAGAGUUAUGUGUUCAAUUUUGAAGCAACUCUCUUGGAGGUGUUAUCUCAGCAUAGACUAUAUAUUAUUUGUCUGUCAUACGCACAAAUUAUUCUGAAUUAAUUUUUUACUUAUACUCUUUUUAAACGAUUAUAAGCAUUGUAUGAAUUGUGUAAUCAGGGUACAUUGUACUUAUUUUACGUAAAUUUUGGAAGGACUCUAUAUCAAUUUAUAAUACUGAAAUACCUCUUCUUGUCAAUUCUUAUAAAUGUGGCAUAUGAUUAUUUAAAUUACUAUUACAAUGUAUGCUGCGUUAUUGCCGAUGGAUUGUAUGUAAUAAUGACUGCAUUCAGGAAGCAUACCAUCAACGCGCUCCCCGAACGCAGCCAAUUAUAUGUAAUUUUCAUGACAAAAGAAAGUCUAAAUUGUCCAACGAUUAUAGAUUCACUUAUUGUUUGAUCAGUUAUUGUUUUACAAUAUUCUUAACUACUGUUUUCUUUUGAAUGUACAUAAUUUAAUCAAAAGUACCGUGUUUUAUCCGAUUAAAAAUGUUAUCGCGUAUAUUUAUAUUAAAGCGCCAUUCAGAUGUGAUAUAGAAAGGUAUAUAUUAAUCUUUGGCCUAGUUUCAGUUAAUAUUUAUUAUUAUAUUAUAUGUUAUUUAAAAAGAUUGGAGAAAUUAUUGGUGACAAUGCUAUACGGUUGCAUGUGCAAUAUAAUUCUUGAUUUAUUUUAAUAAUCAAUUUAUUGAGAUAUAGAGCAGUAUAUUGUAUUUAGAAUUUUGGAGCCACUUGUACGAUGCAUUUAAAUAAUUCCAUGACUGAUUAUAAAAAGCACAACCGUUUGCGAAUCUAUUCGUUAAUCAUAGUAUAUAUGUAUAUACGUAUAUGGCGAGAGGAUACUAUUUUCAAAUGUUGCGAAGCCUUUUUUUCGAAUAUCUUCUCUAGACUGUACAUAUAUAAUGCUCAGGAAUCUCUAUUCCUGGAGACUGCAUAAGUGUUAAAUGAAGAGAUAUAAAUACAAUUAAUUAGCGCAAUUUCCCGCGAUAUCAUUUAUGGAUAUUUAUUUUCCAUAUUUAUUUUCACAUGUAAAUUUGACAAUUGCCUCCGGGAAGAAAUCUAAUUGUGAAAUAUGUAUUUCAAUAAAUGACGUAUACGCAAAA
Messenger RNA from Wasmannia auropunctata (little fire ant), 2503 nucleotides. Its product is annotated as peptidylglycine alpha-hydroxylating monooxygenase-like. Gene Ontology annotation, biological process: peptide metabolic process. Lineage: Eukaryota; Metazoa; Arthropoda; Insecta; Hymenoptera; Formicidae. The transcript is spliced from 3 exons. Gene Ontology annotation, cellular component: membrane; extracellular region. Bases 123 to 1121 code for a protein of 332 amino acids. Gene Ontology annotation, molecular function: oxidoreductase activity, acting on paired donors, with incorporation or reduction of molecular oxygen, reduced ascorbate as one donor, and incorporation of one atom of oxygen; copper ion binding. The record is from RefSeq and is a predicted model, not a curated record.